Messenger RNA from Besnoitia besnoiti, 1116 nucleotides. RefSeq names its product MORN repeat-containing protein. Gene Ontology annotation, cellular component: cytosol. NCBI's taxonomy places the organism in Eukaryota, Apicomplexa, Conoidasida, Eucoccidiorida, Sarcocystidae. The coding region runs from base 1 to 1116 and encodes 371 amino acids. The transcript is spliced from 5 exons. The record is from RefSeq and is a predicted model, not a curated record.
AUGGGCUGUACGGGCAGCAAAGCAACGUCGGCGAAAAAGCCGGCAUCGCCAGAUGAGGUGAAAAAUGAGGUUGACCAGCGACAAGCAUCGCAGGCCCAGUUAGCAGCAUCCGCUACGAAGACUGGUCUGGGUGCGACGGCAGAUGGAGCGGCGGCAGACGCGGGGAACGGCGGUAAGAACGCUACGUCACGGACAACCUCAGGCGCGGCGGAGCGCGCAGCAUCGGGUGUACGAGGGUCGCCAGAUAGCUCUACCAAGAGCGGUCAUAUUGACAUAAAUGAAAAUCCAUUGGAGGGGAUUCAACUGGAACCACCAGAGGAUUGUGAACCGGUUAUGAUGAAGAACGGCGUAGUCUACAGGGGCGAAUGGCGGAACGGAAAACAACAUGGUAGAGGCCAGCAGAAGCAGGCAGACGGUGUUGUCUAUAUCGGUCAAUUUUGCGACGGCCGAAUUGAAGGUUUUGGCUGUCUUGAACGGCCAGACGGCAGCAAGUACGAAGGAGAGUUCCUGCAAGGCAAGGCGCAUACCAAGACUCGAAACGGCAAAUACACUUUUGCCGAUGGCAGCAUCUACGUUGGGCAGUGGGUUGGCGAUAAGCGACAUGGGAUUGGACGAGAAGUUACUCAAGAUGGUAGUCUGUAUGAAGGCGAGUACAAGAACGGUUGCAAGCACGGACAUGGUCGUAUGCAGUCGCCGUCUGGCGACGUAUACGAAGGGGAGUUUAGCAAGGGAGAUAUGAACGGACAAGGCAAAUACUGCUGGCCCGAUGGUCGUAUCUACGAAGGGCAGUGGUCUAUGAGCCGCAUGCACGGACACGGAGUGUUCUGGUUUGUCGAUGGCCGCAAAUAUGAGGGACAAUUCAAGGACAGCAAAAUGGAGGGAGAGGGAAAACUGACAUGGCCGGAUGGAAGCUCUUACCAAGGAGGCUUCAAGGCGGGUCUGCCGAAUGGACGAGGAACCCACCAGGCAGCUGCUGAUACGAAGCCCAGACUAGCACUGUGGAAUCAAGGUGUGAGGGUAAAAUGGCUCGAUGAUGAGGAAGCGAAGCCAGAGGGAACAUCGCAACCAGAGGGCGAAGGAAAGGCUGAAGGACCGGCGCCGGAUUCCGAAAAAUAG